UGAACCAACACUCUUCUGGUCCUGCUUCUGACCCUUCUCACGUUAUAUAUAGUGGCUCUAUAGAAUCUAGUGUUGUACUCUUCAACCUUCGUUUCUAUGUAGACAACACACUUUAUAUAUAUAUAUAUAUACAUCAUAUAGACAUAACCAUAUUAAUCAUAUCAUAAUCAUAACCAUGGGUUGCUUACACUCCAAAACCACUCAUCUCCACUCUCCUGAAGACCCUUCCACCGCCUUACCCGACUCCAAGAAACCCGAUCCAGGUAAUGGUGGGGAUGAUGUUGAUCAAGAGUGUCAGGCUCCAACAUUUAAAGAGUACGGUCUGAAUGAACUCCGAAAGGCCACAAAUGGGUUCAGCACAGAUUGCAUUGUCUCUGAGAGUGGUGAGAAAGCUCCCAAUAUAGUCUACAGAGGGAAGUUUGAGAACAAUCGGUUAGUUGCUGUUAAGCGGUUCUCCAAACUGUCCUGGCCUGAUGCUCAACAGUUCAGGGCAGAGGCAGCUGGAGUUGGGAAAGUGAGGCACAAAAGACUUGUGAAUCUAAUUGGUUGUUGUGCUGAAGAAGAUGAAAGGCUCUUAGUAGCUGAAUACAUGCCAAAUGAUACUUUGUCCAAGCAUCUCUUUCAUUGGGACAAGCAACCAUUACCAUGGGAAAUGCGUGUUAGAGUUGCAUACCAUGUUGCCCAGGCGCUAGAUCAUUGUAGCAUGGAAAACCGGAAAAUAUAUCAUGAUCUGAAUGCGUAUAGGAUUCUUUUUGAUGAGGAUGGUGAUCCCCGUUUAUCAAGUUUCGGGCUCAUGAAAAAUAGUAGAGAUGGGAAAAGCUACAGUACUAAUUUAGCUUAUACUCCACCUGAAUUUUUGCGAACAGGCAGGAUAAUCCCAGAGAGUGUGAUCUACAGCUAUGGAACUAUUCUUCUGGAUCUUCUGAGUGGCAAGCAUAUUCCUCCAAGCCAUGCUUUGGAUCUAAUUAGAGGGAAAAAUGCAUUGCUGUUGAUGGACUCAUCCCUAGAAGGGCAAUUUUCAAAUGAUGAUGCUACAAAGUUGGUUGAGCUUGCUUCAAAAUGUCUUCAGUUUGAGGCCAGAGACCGACCUGAUAUUAAGUUUCUUCUUACUGCAGUUGCACCUCUUCAAAAACAGAAAGAGGUAACAUCUCAUGUAUUAAUGGGUCUUACUAAAAACACAGCAGUGCUACCGACCAUGCUUUCUCCACUUGGAAAGGCUUGUGCAAGGAUGGAUUUUACUGCUGUGCAUGAUAUAUUGUUAAAAACAGGUUAUAAAGAUGAAGAAGGUGCAGAUAAUGAGCUUUCAUUCCAAGAGUGGACACAACAAGUGCAAGACAUCUUGAAUACAAAAAAGUUUGGGGAUAUUGCAUUUAGAGACAAGGAUUUCAAAAAUGCAAUUGAGUAUUAUUCUAAGUUGGUGGUUAUGAUGUCUGUUCCUUCUGCCACUGUCUUUGCAAGGAGAGCCUUCUCCUACUUGAUGAAUGAUCAGGCAGAACUUGCAUUAAGGGACGCCAUGCAGGCACAGGUAUGCAUACCUGAUUGGCCAACUGCAUUCUACCUGCAGGCUCUUGCUCUCUCAAAGCUGGGAAUGGAAACUGAUGCACAGGACAUGCUUAAUGAUGGGGCUGCCUUUGAAGCAAAGAGGUAAUAGUUGGCGUGGUUAAAUUUCUAAUUUGCAACUCUUUGCUCACUAAACUAGCAGAGUGGCAUCAGAAAAUAUGCUAUUUUGCUAUCAUUUGUACUUGCUAGAUUAGGGAUGUGUAGGUUGCUAGUUUAGGGGG
Messenger RNA from Gastrolobium bilobum, 1781 nucleotides. Its product is annotated as serine/threonine-protein kinase BSK2. The record is from RefSeq and is a predicted model, not a curated record. Gene Ontology annotation, biological process: brassinosteroid mediated signaling pathway; protein phosphorylation. The coding region runs from base 176 to 1648 and encodes 490 amino acids. The transcript has 10 exons. Gene Ontology annotation, molecular function: protein kinase activity; protein binding; ATP binding. NCBI's taxonomy places the organism in Eukaryota, Viridiplantae, Streptophyta, Magnoliopsida, Fabales, Fabaceae.